ACACCAGUGAUAAGAAAGUGAACAGUGAAACAUUGUAAAGUGAGCCACAUCAUUGAGGAAUUUGCCUAUGAAAGAAAGAGCAAAGCCUAUGGCAGUGCGAGGGAAACAGGACAAGGGAGGGAAGUUUUCAGAACAAGGAUAUCUGAAAAUAGAAAGGAAAAAACUAGUGGGAAAAGGAACACAAUUAAAGGUGAAAAAGAGCAAUCUGUGCAGAAGGAAGGACACUGUGCUUCCCUAAACUCCAGAUGAAUCUUCAACAUUAGGAUGAUGGGCACCAGCUUCAGCACGCUGAAGGUUCAGCAUUCAGUUGGAGUCAGAUAGAAGGGCGCUUUCAUAUCCUCCUACUUUAUCUGUAAUCUUCUAUGGCACACAACAUCUCCCAGGUGUAUCAAACAGUUAAUGGGCUCAGAGUUAGCUAUUUCUUCAGUAAAAAGCACUUUGUAGCAGACGUUUUACAUAUAUCUACAAGGCAUCUCAGUUUCAAUGCGGGAACUGAGUCUUGGAGAGAUUCAUUCUUCUGACAAAUAUUGACUAAGAGCUCUUUAUGUGUCAGGUUCAUUUGAGGCUAUUGGGAUAUAUCAGUGAAUGAACUAGACAAAGACCCCUGACCUGUGAAGUCACAUUUUAGCAGAAGGUAUAAGUGGAAAGCAAUGAACAUGGAAGGACUCUCAUUGUCUCUGGUUCUUCGGGUACAUAUGUGAUAUGACAAGUUGUUUCUGAAUAGCGCUAUGGACUAAAAAGACAAGCAUGAAUGAGAACUCAAAUAUCACAUACAUGGAAGAAAGCUUUAUGCAACCCAAAACAUCAGAUGGUGAUAGUGGCAUAUUUCAGAGUUGUUGGAAGUAUCACACAGCAGGAUGUACUUUGUAAAUAGCAAAGUCUUACAUAUAUUGAACAAGCAAGCAGUCUCAGCAUCCGAGAGAGAAGGGGAGGAAGCGUUGGACAUGUGAGGACACAGAAAAAGGUUCACAAUGAACUACUUUAGAUACUGGGCUUCUGCACAAAAUUCUCCUUAAAGAAGAGUUCCCAAGCAUAUCAAAAUUUGAAAUCAAUUACCGACUAAAUACAAGGAAGAAUUAUAAGACCCAAUGUGAACAUGGGUGCAAAGAAGAACUCUUACCACAGAUAUCACGGAGCUGGAGGAGUUAAUGAAUACCUUGAAUGAUUGCAUCAAAUACAAAGGAUUGGGACAACUAGAUCAAGAUGAAAUUUGAUGGAAUUAGGCAGCGUGUAUUCCUUCCUUGGAAUGCGUCAGCUGAGUGCCAUAUGGAAAGAAUGAUAGACUUUUAGGCCAAAUGUAGAAUGAAAGGUCUGAUUGAAAAGCUGGAGAAGCAAAUGGAAAAACUGAUCCUAUAUGUAGGAAAAGACUUCAGAACACGAAAUAUAUUGUCUUCAGUGAAUAUAUUGAAGCAAGAUCUUGGGCCUGAUACUUUGAAGAGGAGAGGAGAGUUUCUGCUGCCACAGGUAGAGAUGUAUUUUAAAACAAAACAUGAGGAAAUGAUUUGGUUUCUUAAGUGCUUUUCUGAUUUCUUUGUUCUAACUCUGCAUGCGAAGCAGAUGGACUGAGAGUGAUCACAGCUUUCUUCGUCCCAGCUGGACCAUUUGCCUCACUGGUUUUAUGGGAAGCAGUGGUAAGGAUAGAAAGUUCAGAUAAAAAACAUAGCAUGGCCCCAUAGGCACCCUUUAUAGGCGUUUUGAGGCUGAAAUUCUCCUUUUAUUGACUUUAGAAAUAAGACAGUAUUGAUUGACUCUCAAAAGGUGAAGAAUGUUUUCCUUUUUCUUGUGAUUUUCUGGAGUUUUUUAUUAUGGUUUAUAUGCAUUUCAGUUUAUAUUCAUUCCAGUUUAUAUGCCUUUCAAUUAUGUAGCUUUUCUUUUAAUAGUUUUAAUAACUCCAUUUUUUUUUUUUUUGGUCCUGUUAUGGUCACAGGUAUUCUGUGUUGACACGGACACCGCUUAUGCUGACUCUCCUGAGCACAUUAUUUUGAUGUUUCACAUGAUUGGUUGCAUUAUGUCAUCAAGUGGAUUUUUCAGGGUGAAAUAGAUCCUGAUUCCAUUGAAUAAGAGUGCCUUGUUCUUGCUGUUGCAAGUAACACACUUCAUAUUUUUCCUGGAAUGUGGUACAUAGUUUCUCCUAGCAUGACCGUGAUCUGAUCAGCAGCUAACAUAACUUGACUCCUGUGUCUGGUGCCACUGUGCUGGGGCCUGGUCACUGCCCACAACUACAGAGCUGCCAUGGUGACCACCUUUACUUCCACCCCCGCAAAUUCACAGCCCCAGUUCACAGCCAUGAAUGAACCACAGUGCUUCUACAAUGAGUCCAUUGCCUUCUUUUAUAACCGGAGUGGAAAGUAUCUUGCCACAGAAUGGAACACAGUCAGCAAGCUGGUGAUGGGACUUGGAAUCACUGUUUGUAUCUUCAUAAUGUUGGCCAACCUACUGGUCAUGGUAGCAAUCUAUGUCAACCGCCGCUUCCAUUUUCCUAUUUAUUACUUAAUGGCUAAUCUGGCUGCUGCAGACUUCUUUGCUGGGUUGGCUUACUUCUACCUAAUGUUCAACACGGGACCCAAUACUCGGAGACUGACUGUCAGCACGUGGCUUCUCCGCCAGGGCCUAAUUGACACCAGCCUGACAGCGUCCGUGGCCAACUUACUGGCUAUCGCAAUUGAGAGGCACAUUACGGUUUUCCGCAUGCAGCUCCACACACGGAUGAGCAACCGGCGGGUAGUGGUGGUGAUUGUGGUCAUCUGGACUAUGGCCAUCGUUAUGGGCGCUAUACCCAGUGUGGGCUGGAACUGCAUCUGUGACAUUGAGAAUUGUUCCAACAUGGCGCCCCUCUACAGUGACUCUUACUUAGUCUUCUGGGCCAUUUUCAACUUGGUGACCUUUGUCGUAAUGGUGGUUCUCUAUGCUCAUAUCUUUGGUUAUGUUCGCCAGAGGACUAUGAGAAUGUCUCGGCAUAGUUCUGGACCCCGGCGGAAUCGGGAUACCAUGAUGAGUCUUCUGAAGACUGUCGUCAUUGUGCUUGGUGCCUUUAUCAUCUGCUGGACUCCUGGAUUGGUCUUGUUACUUCUUGAUGUGUGCUGUCCACAGUGUGAUGUCCUGGCCUAUGAGAAAUUUUUCCUUCUGCUUGCUGAGUUCAACUCCGCCAUGAACCCCAUCAUCUACUCCUACCGUGACAAGGAGAUGAGCGCCACCUUCAGACAGAUCCUCUGCUGCCAGCGCAGUGACAACACCAGUGGCCCCACAGAAGGCUCGGACCGCUCGGCUUCCUCCCUCAACCACACCAUCUUGGCCGGAGUUCACAGCAAUGACCACUCUGUGGUUUAGAAAGGAAACUAAGAUGAGCAGCCAGCCAUCAUCGAUUGAGGGAUGAACGGCCUCCCCCUACCCAAAUGCCAGGGCAAGGUGGGGUGUGAGAGAGAGAGGAAAAAUAAACUCACGUACUUAAACACUAACCAAUGGCAGUAUUUGUUCCUAGACCCCCACAAGACUUGAGAUACGUGGAAAAUUAGCUUACGUGACAACCCUCAUCCUGAUCCCCGUUCCUUUUGACAGUAGAAAGUGGAGAUCAUGCCAUGGAAUCCAUAAUAGACUCCAGGGUGUCCAUUUAGACUACACUAACUAGACUUCAAAAGAUUUUGUGUGGUUUGGUGCAAGUCAGAAUAAAUUCUGACUAAUUGAAUCCACAACUUCAUCUACAUACAGGCUUCCCUCUUUUUAUUUCCAAAGGAUACAUUUCAUUUCAUAAACAUGUUUAUGCCUAUCAGCAUGCUUGUGAUGGAUAAGACUGUAGGCUGUUGUUAAACUAUUGUAACUCCAUUUUUUUCCUUAUGUAGGAAAAUUGUGAAUUAGAAUUUUUUAGAGAGCAUGCAUGUAAUGUAUGUAUGCAGUAUGCCUUACUUAAAAAGAUAAAAGGGUAUCGAUUUUAAAUCUUCUAGGAAAUAGAAGAACCUAGAUGUCAAAGCCAGUAUUUAGGUUGUGAAACAAUGUUCUAAUCAUAAUAUUACCUUCUUGUCAAAGUGUUAUAACACAUCUAAAACAGGGAAUGUAAGUUUAUUACCAAAAGAAUACGUAGUCUAAAAGAAGUCAUAGAAGAUGAAGCACAUAUUUAUGAUACCCAAGUGCAUUCUAAUUAUCAGUACAUCAGAAGAAUUUUUAAUAGCCUGUGUUUUUCUGUAUUAUAAAAUAAUACAUAGUCAUUGUAGAAAACUUGAAAAAUGCAGAACUGUGUAAAACAGAAAAAAUAAUUACUGGUAAUAUCGUGACCCAGAAGUAACCACCGUUAACCACCGUAACCACAGCUUUUCCCCCGUGUAUGCCUCUACGUAUAUCACAUGCCUUUUUAUAUAAUUGGGAUCAUACGUAAACGAUUUUAUAACCGUUUUUUUUUUUCCACUGCAGAGUUGCCACAUUUUCCUAUGGCGUUAAAAAUUUUACAAAAACAUAAUUUUAGUGGCUAUAUAAUAUUCCAUGUAAUGGAUGCAAUUCCGUUUAUUUAACCAUUCCCACAUUGUUGACUACUUAGGUCAUUUCUGAUUUAUGCUAUUAUAAAUAAUGUUGCAAAAUUUUGUGUACAUAAAACUUUGUCCGUAUAAUUGAUGAUUUACUUAGGACAUAUUCCCAUGAAGGAUUUUUUUUUUAAAUGUGAAAUGUCUUUUUAUGCUCUUACCUUUUAUAAAAAGGGAUUUCCUGCUUUGCACCACAUGGGUGGCAAUGUGAGGAAAGCCAGUGAAGUUACCUUUUUACAAAGGAAAUGCAGUGGUCACUUUAGUUGAGAGUGACUUUUUCUCUAUAACAAGAUGGACUAGAAGCAGUCAAUUGUCACAAAUAACCAGGACCCCCUAAUUAACAUGUCUAGCAAUCCCAAAUUUUGUUUGAGGAACCGAUUUCCAGCUCUUGGUCGCCACGGCUGUAAUGUAGAAGUGAAGACAAUGCGAAUAAAUCAAACAUGCCAAGAGAAUAAAGGAUCUUCGUAUUAAGUAGCUUGGGACCCUCGUGUAGCAAAUGGGUUGAGUGUGUCAGUAUGUGACUGGAUACUGUGUAUUCUCUGGGAAUCACCUCUAAUAGAUUCCCACCAUAAUGGGUGAUACCUGUUUAAUGAAUUGUCCAGAUGAACUAAAAUUGCACCAGUUUGUUAUAAGUAACCAGUAAAGUCACAGUCAUGAAGCAGGUAUGGGAAAGUUGGGAGUACGUUUAAGAGAAAGAUGUCCAGAAGAAUCAUUGUCUAGGAAGGAAGAGGUCAGCAUUUGAGCAGAGGGCAGACUUGUAAGGUGCCCACGGUGGAAAGAACAUGGGGAACCAGUUAGCGGAAACAUGUUUGCACAUACUUUAUCCAAAGUACAGAGCAUUUUAUGUUGGAAGUGAAAGAAAUGAACUUGGACUUUCAUGUGCAUAUAUUCUGGACUAUUUGAAUUAAAAACAUACUAAUUGGAUCUUAAUAAAUUCAUUUUCAAUCA
Messenger RNA from Panthera uncia (snow leopard), 5456 nucleotides. RefSeq names its product lysophosphatidic acid receptor 1 (gene LPAR1). The record is from RefSeq and is a predicted model, not a curated record. Gene Ontology annotation, biological process: phospholipase C-activating G protein-coupled receptor signaling pathway; neurogenesis. The coding region runs from base 2233 to 3327 and encodes 364 amino acids. Lineage: Eukaryota; Metazoa; Chordata; Mammalia; Carnivora; Felidae. The transcript has 14 exons. Gene Ontology annotation, cellular component: membrane. Gene Ontology annotation, molecular function: lysophosphatidic acid receptor activity.